This is a messenger RNA of Bursaphelenchus xylophilus (pine wood nematode), 3690 nucleotides long. Lineage: Eukaryota; Metazoa; Nematoda; Chromadorea; Rhabditida; Aphelenchoididae. The record is from the annotation of a GenBank genome assembly.
AUGGCACAGCAAGCUCACAGUUAUUGUGGGAACGAACGCUUUAUAGUCUCCUUCUUCUACGCCGUUUUGGCAACCAUCUGCGCAACUGUUCAAACAGUCGUCAUUAAAGUGAUUAUUCGGAAGCGCUUACAUCGUGAAUCGAUUAGUUAUGCGGCGAUUCUACGGAUUUGUUUUGUCAAUCUGACAUUUGUCUUGGCACAGUUGCCGAUUAUUGUCAAUGGAUUAUUUUGCGUGUCCUGCUCUCAAGUCGAUCGAGUAUGUUGUGGGAAAGAAUUUUAACUCAAAAGCUAUUUUUUAUUGGGGAAAGGGCCUAGAUGUCGUUCAGUUGUGCAACUUAUAGCCAAAGUGGGACUAAAAUACUAUCAGCGAAACGCACAAAAUAAUUUCAUUUGCUUUCAGGUUGCAGUUAUCUUCUACCUCACGGCUUUCUAUUGCCUCGAACCCUACGGCCUUAUCCUAACAUUAUCUCGGAUCGACGUAGUCCUAGUCAAAGGUUUAAUUCCGACUCGGCUUCUAAAGGUAAGAGAGCUCAGCCAUUACCAUUCCCUUUCCUUUAGACCCUGAAUAACCUCAUUUAUCCGCUAUACCUAGCGUUAUUUAUCUUCUGCACUAUGCAUCCUUUUUCCGACUGCCUCAUGUUUUACGAGGGCUACAACUACGAUCAUGCGGCUAGUUGUGACAGAGAUUGGAUUUUGGAUGGUCUCAGCUCCUCUGUUUACUUUUUCCUUACUUUUAAUUUGAUCGCUUACAUAGCAAUUUUGAUCGUCUUGAGGAUACGAGUAAGUUGCCGAGUAGGAGGAAUGAAUAGCGGAAGGAACCUUUCAAAACGUUUUUUACCGGAAGUUCAAGUAGCACUUGAUUUCAGCAAAUCUCGAGGGGAGAAUUGUAGGCCAUUCGUGAAACAUUUUCCACAACCUUUCAUUUGGAGCAAAUCUUUGGUAUUUGAUCCAAUAUGCACAGCCAAUGUUGUAAAAUUGUUUGACCAGUUAGCCAAUCGGUUGAAGAGAAAAUCAAGGCUUUUUAAUGGUUAGCCAAAAAACCUGGAUCGACUAGCCAAAGCGUCGGAAUGGCUUUGAAGCCUCAAAAAAGCCAGUCAAAAAGAUGGAAUGGGGGUCAAAGGGUAGGCCUGAGAUCCCAAUUUUAUUUUGGCUAGCUUUUUUCGAGGCUUCAAAGCCAUUCCGGCACCUUGGCUAGCCGAUCCAGGCCUUUGGCUAGCAAUUAAAACUUUGUCAUUUCAACCCAUUGGCUAGCUGGUCGAACAAUUUUGCAACAUUGGCUAUGCAUAUUGGGACAAUAACAGGUCUGUCCAAAUGAAAAGUUGUGGAAAAUAUUUUCACGAAUGGCCUACAAUUCCCCCUCGAGAUUUGCUGCCAUUCUGCCACUUUGGCUAGGCAAGCCAGGCUUUUGGCUGUAAUUUCAACUGGUUGGCUAGUUCGUCGAGCACUUUUGCAAAAUUGGUUAUACAGACUGGACCAAUACCCUAUCUGCCCCAAAGGAGUAGCCAAGUUUUCGUACAUAAAAUCUUUAAACAUACAGUAGCUGCCAAAAAACUGUCAAUUUUUUUGUUUUUUGUGUAACUCUGCUCAACGUGGACGGAUUUCAACGAAACAAAUACCAUUCUGUAGAGAGUUACUGCUGUUAUCUAAUGGUGUAGCGGUUGGAGCGAUUUUACAUCUUAGUGUGUAACAACUGUCGAUGUAAAAUUUUUGGAAGGACAAAAAACUGUCAAUUUUUCCAAAAAAAUUUUACCGCUUGCAUACGUCGCGGCAAAUCAUGGGCUUAUACAUUCCGAUUUUUAAAUAAAGUCCCACUGUACAUAAUUAACCAUCAAAGGGAGCCAAGAAAGUUAAUUUAGUAGACCUUUUGGUGGUCCCAAGUUCGAUACCCCAAAACAUGACGUUUAAGAAAAAAUCGAUUUUUUUCUUUGACUUAGCAUUAACGCAAUGCCUUGCAGUAGAAGCUAGACAACCUAUAAUUAAAAUAGAACAAUGAUUGGGAGCCUAAAUGUAAGUCUACGGACUCCACUUGACAUUCAAGUUUUUCUGGCAGUAGAUGUACCGUGAAACUUUAGCCCGGGUGCUUCCGCAGACACCUCUAAUCGUAGUUCCAAAGCGACAGAAGGCACCCAUGUUAACAGUGAACAGUUUAGAACCGCAACCGCGCCAGGCCCGUACUUUGCGCGUAAAAUAACAAGCUCCUAAAUGGAAUUUUUGAAGAAAAAUUGUUGUCUCGAUUUUCACUCUCCAUAGGAUGGAAAUAACCCAGCGUAAGGACAAGUAAGAUGUUGUCCCAUACAUUUACAGCCAUUCCUGACAUUUCUAACGUAAUUUCACUCCCUCUAACGUGUUUCUAAAGUCUUAAGCUGACUUGCAAGUUUCCACAAAAAAUUUUUUUUGUUAAUGACAACAUAACCCUCCGUAAUUCUUGUGUGACUUGCAUCGCCGUCCUACAAAUGCCCAUAAAAUGCUUCUAGAACAUCUGUGAUCAUGUAUUGAUAAAGCAUUAGCAAGUUGUUACAAAGGCGGGGGCAACAAGGCCAAGUCUCUACAGAAACUCGAUUACCGGAGAAACUUGAAUGUCAAGUGGAGUCCGUAGACUUACAUUUAGGCUCCCAAUCAUUCUUAUAUUUUAAUUGUAGGUUGUCUAACUUCUACUGCAAGGCAUUGCAUUAAUGCUAAGUCAAAGAAAAAAAUCGAUUUUUUCUUAAACGUCAUGUUUUGGGGUAUCGAACUUGGGACCACCAAAAGGUCUACUAAAUUAACUUUCUUGGCUCCCUUUGAUGGUUAAUUAUGUACAGUGGGACUUUAUUUAAAAAUCGGAAUGUAUAAGCCCAUGAUUUGCCGCGACGUAUGCAAGCGGUAAAAUUUUUUUGGAAAAAUUGACAGUUUUUUGUCCUUCCAAAAAUUUUACAUCGACAGUUGUUACACACUAAGAUGUAAAAUCGCUCCAACCGCUACACCAUUAGAUAACAGCAGUAACUCUCUACAGAAUGGUAUUUGUCUCGUUGAAAUCCGUCCAUGUUGAGCAGAGUUACACAAAAAACAAAAAAAUUGACAGUUUUUUGGCAGCUACUGUAUGCUUAGUACACAAAAUUUUCCGUUUCAGCGAAGAAACGCUAAAAUCGGCGCUCGGUCAUCUCUUCGAUCCGAAGAACGUCUACUACUCUCAACAAUGUCCUCAUUUAUUGCAACUUUUGUCAUUGUCACCAGUCAAAUGGUCCUCACCGCCUACGUUAACUACGAACUCAUUGCUCGGGUUGCCUACAGAGCAAUGAUCUUGAUUUCAAAUAAUGUGUUUCUGUUUUCGCUCAUUUUCGUUAAUAAGUAAGUUUUUCAUCAAAAAGGCAAGGCUUCAAAGCGAAAAAGUUCCAAAUUUUUUCCAACUUUUGACCAAAAAUCUCGUUGGUUUCUGCACGCAUACGUUUAAAACAAUUACUCUAAAUUUGCGCCAUGUUGCAUCACAAUCUGGGCUUCGCAUUUGGACUAGACUUUUUUACAAUGUUUUUCGUCGGUGAAAAUAAAACGAACCUAUUUUAGGAUCCUUCGAGACGGAGUGCGCACGUUUUUCUUCCCAUUCCUGAAAAGCCGACAACGCACUGCAACGUCUAUUAUGUUAUUCUCAACCUACAGCAAUGUUAAAAGAAUCAAUCAAAAAGCCUGUGACUACAACCGAUCUUGCCGAACUUUCUAA